AUGAACUACUUUAAUGCAGCAAAACAAAUUGGUCAAUUGGUCAAUCACGAAGCCAAGAAACAUACAGGUACAAAAACAUACACCGAUAAAGAUAAAAACGCAAUUGCACAAGCAACUCAAGGAGAAUCAGAACAACCAUUACAAGUUCAAAUAUAUUCUCACAAUAUAAGAUUUGAUCAAAAAAAUUUAGUUGAUGGAGAAAAACCAUGGUCAAUUAGAAGAAACGGAGUUAUUGAUUUAAUAAAACAAGCAACUUCAAAUCCAAAUUUACCUUCAAUUAUUGGAUUACAAGAAGUUUUAAAAAAUCAAUUAGAUGAUAUUGUUCAAGGUUUAGGUCCAGAUUGGACUUAUUUUGGAGUUGGUAGAAAUGAUGGAAGUACAAGUGGUGAAUUUUCUCCUAUAUUAUAUAAUAAACAAGAUUGGGAACCUAUUUUCACAAAAACUUUUUGGUUAAGUGAAACUCCAAGUAAGCCAAGUAAAAGUUGGGAUGCAGCAAUGAAUCGUAUAGUAUCAAAUGUAAUUUUGAAAAAUAAAAAAGUUCCUGGUAAAUCAAUAAAUUUUUUCAAUACUCAUUUCGAUCAUAAAGGUUCAAAAGCAAGAGAACAAUCAUCAUUACUUAUAGUUAAAUUAAUGAAUGAAGCUCCAGUAGGUAAAAAUGUCUUGACUGGUGAUUUAAAUAGUGAUCCAAAUGCUGAAGGUUAUAAGACAUUAUCAAAUUAUUUAAAAGAAUCAGGAACUCAAGCGCAAAAUAUUCAAGGUGAAAGAAGAACAUGUACUGGUUUUACUGGUGAUGGUGAAUCAAUUAUAGAUUUUAUUUGGACUAGUUCAAAUGUUCCUAUUUUAUUUCAUACUACUAUCGAUCAAACGUGUGAUGGGUGUUUAUGUAGUGAUCAUCGUCCUGUUGUUGCAGUUGUUGAAAUAUAG
Messenger RNA from Lodderomyces jiufengensis, 924 nucleotides. RefSeq names its product endonuclease/exonuclease/phosphatase family protein. The record is from RefSeq and is a predicted model, not a curated record. The coding region runs from base 1 to 924 and encodes 307 amino acids. The transcript has a single exon. Gene Ontology annotation, molecular function: 3'-5'-RNA exonuclease activity. Lineage: Eukaryota; Fungi; Ascomycota; Pichiomycetes; Serinales; Debaryomycetaceae.